Emericellopsis cladophorae is the source of this 888-nucleotide messenger RNA. RefSeq names its product putative ATP synthase subunit 5. The transcript is spliced from 4 exons. Gene Ontology annotation, biological process: proton motive force-driven mitochondrial ATP synthesis. Bases 1 to 888 code for a protein of 295 amino acids. Gene Ontology annotation, molecular function: proton-transporting ATP synthase activity, rotational mechanism. The record is from RefSeq and is a predicted model, not a curated record. Gene Ontology annotation, cellular component: membrane. Lineage: Eukaryota; Fungi; Ascomycota; Sordariomycetes; Hypocreales; Bionectriaceae.
AUGAGGAACGCGGCAUUAGGUAAGCAUGGUGGAUGCCUCAUCGCGGCUCCGCCCGUCAGGCAACAAGAUCCAAAAUUGCCGGACAACCUCAUCGUGCACCUACCUCAAUUGAAGCCGCCGAACCAUCACCCACCUCUCGUCCCUUUGCCCAACGACCGAACCUCCGGCCAAUUCCAGCACCGCCUCUCGCCGAUCACGACGACCAUGUUCUCGCGCCAGGCCAUUCGCUCCGUCCGGGCUGCUGCCCCCCAGCGCGCCCUGGCCGUCCGCUCGACGCCCGUCCGGUCCUUCGCCGCCGCCGCUGCCAACGACGGCAAGCCUCCUAUCUCUGUGUUCGGCCUCGACGGCACCUACGCCUCUGCUCUGUACACGGCCGCCGCCAAGUCCUCCAGCCUCGAGCCCACUGCCAAGGCCAUCGCCAGCCUGCACAACCUCAUUCAGAAGGACACCAAGCUCACUGCCAUCCUCAGCGCUCCCACCCUGAGCAACGACGACAAGGCCGCCGUCAUCGCUGAGCUCGCCAAGCAGUCUGGCGCCAGCUCCAACGAGACCGUCAAGAACUUCCUCGACGCCCUCGCCGAGAACAACCGUCUGGGCCUCCUGGGCGGCGUCUGCGAGAAGUUCGACACCAUCGUCGCCGCCGCGAGGGGCGAGGUCGAGAUGAGGGUCACCAGCGCUCAGAACCUCGACAACAAGACCCUCUCGAGGCUCGAGGCUGCCGUCUCCAAGUCUUCUUACGUCGGUGCCGGCAAGAAGCUCAAGGUCACCAACGAGGUCAACCCCGAUAUCGUCGGUGGACUCAUCGUCGAGGUUGGCGACCGCACCAUUGAUCUUUCCGUCUCCUCGCGUAUCGCCAAGAUGAACAAGCUCCUCACCGACAGCCUGUAA